Funneliformis caledonium is the source of this 564-nucleotide messenger RNA. The record is from the annotation of a GenBank genome assembly. Lineage: Eukaryota; Fungi; Glomeromycota; Glomeromycetes; Glomerales; Glomeraceae.
AUGCAACGUGUUGUUGAUUUAAGGUGGGAAAAGGAAAAGGAUUCUUGCGUUGAUUUACAAGUUCUUGAACUUUUAGUAAAUGCUGUUACGCAAGGUAUUCAAGAUGCUCGUCAAAAUAGUGCCUCUCAAUUGGCUCCAAGACUUGAAAAAUUAUUGACCGAAACUAUUACUUCUCGAAUUACCUCCAAUCAACAUAUAUGGCGUCUCUGUGCUAAAUUUUGGUUUUGGAAGAAGGAAUACGACGAAGCUCUCGAAGCGUAUUUGAAAGCAUAUCGAAGCGUUUUACAUGAUCCAAAUUUAGGGAAUUCGUACGAUGUAUUUGAAAAAGUAGCAAAUGCUGCAUUAGAAGUUGUAGAAGCGUAUCAAAAUUUUGGUGAAAAGAAAGUUUUACGUAAAAUAGACUCUAAUGAUGAUGGUUUAGAAAUCGAAAAAAUCGUUUGUAAAGAUUGGAAAUAUCAGGCAAAGAGUUUAUUGAAGAGUUUGAUAGGAAGGACAAAAACUUCUUUUGAGGGCACACCAAUGCAUGAUAAGCUAAAAGAAGUGGCAAAUGAAUUAAGUGAAUAA